GUACCGGAAUCCCAUACAGCAGUCGCAGUUUUCCGCUUGGGGUUGUGUGGUUGUUAUUAAGCUAGUGACCCAUGCAUUUGAUAUAAUAUAGUGUAUUUAUACUAUUUUUUUAUGCGAGUUUUGAUUUGAUUAUUAAAAAUAUGGAUGAAAAUAAACAGACACACCGGAAGUCAAACGAGAGGCUAUACUGUACUUUGCUGGUGUUCGCAGCCUUGGUUAUAACCGGGCUAGUUGCAGGAAUUGUCGUUCUUGCGUUAAAACUCAAAGACCCGAAUCAUGAAAAAGAGCAUCAAGUAUGCUUAACGGAAGGAUGUACCCGGGCAGCCGCCCGGGUGUUGGAUUCAAUCGACGCCAGCGAGGACCCGUGCAACAACUUUUACAGGUUCGCGUGCGGAGGCUUCCUGAAGACCCACGUGAUACCAGACGACAGCGCCAACAUUGACGUCUGGAGCAUCGUACGAGAUAACGUGCAGUAUACAUGCAAAUACCUACUAGAGAGGCCCGAUCUCGAUCCCAACGCCACAGCCGUCCAGAAGGCCAAGGACCUGUAUGCAUCCUGCGUCAACACGGGCAAGUAACUACAUGGUUCAGAAUCUUUAAUUCUUUAUAAUAAAUAAUUUGUAAACUUUACAAAGGAAAGCAAACUCGCGUCAU
Dreissena polymorpha is the source of this 654-nucleotide messenger RNA. RefSeq names its product membrane metallo-endopeptidase-like 1. NCBI's taxonomy places the organism in Eukaryota, Metazoa, Mollusca, Bivalvia, Myida, Dreissenidae. The record is from RefSeq and is a predicted model, not a curated record. The coding region runs from base 141 to 578 and encodes 145 amino acids. Gene Ontology annotation, molecular function: metalloendopeptidase activity. The transcript is spliced from 5 exons. Gene Ontology annotation, cellular component: plasma membrane. Gene Ontology annotation, biological process: protein processing.